This is a messenger RNA of Alexandromys fortis (reed vole), 11480 nucleotides long. RefSeq names its product KH RNA binding domain containing, signal transduction associated 1 (gene Khdrbs1). Gene Ontology annotation, cellular component: nucleus. The transcript has 8 exons. Gene Ontology annotation, biological process: regulation of alternative mRNA splicing, via spliceosome. Bases 154 to 1518 code for a protein of 454 amino acids. The record is from RefSeq and is a predicted model, not a curated record. Lineage: Eukaryota; Metazoa; Chordata; Mammalia; Rodentia; Cricetidae. Gene Ontology annotation, molecular function: poly(A) binding; mRNA binding.
ACGCGCGCCGCCUCAUUUCCGGUGCUCUCUCGCUGGGUCGCUCGGGUCGGCUUCGGUCGCCGUCGCUCCCGCUCUUCCACCCCCGCCAACCGCCGCUCGGGCCUCGGCUGCCGUCGCGUCGCUUCCUCGCUCGCUCGCUACACAUCCUCCCCGAUGCAGCGCCGGGACGACCCUGCCGCGCGCCUGACUCGGUCCUCGGGCCGCAGCGGCUCCAUGGACCCUUCAGGUGUCCACCCCUCGGUGCGUCAGACCCCGACUCGGCCGUCACCGCUGCCACACCGGUCCCGGGGAGGCGGAGGUGGUCCUAGAGGGGGCGUACGGGCCUCGCCCGCCACGCAGCCGCCACCGCUGCUGCCUCCCUCGGCCACGGGUCCCGACGCGACUGUCGUGGGUUCCGCGCCGACCCCGCUGCUGCCCCCGUCAGCCACAGCCGCGGCCAAGAUGGAGCCGGAGAAUAAGUACCUGCCCGAACUCAUGGCAGAGAAGGACUCCCUCGACCCGUCUUUCACUCACGCCAUGCAGCUCUUGUCCGUAGGUAAGCGGGUCUUGGCGGUGGGUGGCCGCCGCUUUGUUCCUCUUGCUCCCGCCCCCUCGGACUGCCCGGGCAUCGAGAGUUCCCUUCUCGACCUGGCCUUCGAGAUCCUGCACCCACGAGUCCCACCCCGGCUCAGGAAGUUUUUUUUUCCCUGUCAGUUCAAUUUUGUGGGGAAGAUUCUUGGACCACAAGGAAAUACAAUCAAAAGACUUCAAGAAGAGACUGGCGCAAAGAUCUCUGUCUUGGGAAAGGGUUCAAUGAGAGACAAAGCUAAGGAGGAAGAGCUUCGCAAGGGUGGAGACCCCAAAUAUGCCCAUUUAAAUAUGGAUCUGCAUGUCUUCAUUGAAGUCUUUGGACCCCCAUGUGAGGCUUAUGCUCUUAUGGCCCAUGCCAUGGAAGAAGUCAAGAAAUUUCUAGUACCAGAUAUGAUGGAUGAUAUCUGCCAGGAGCAGUUUCUAGAAUUGUCCUACUUGAAUGGAGUUCCUGAACCCUCUCGUGGUCGUGGGGUACCAGUGAGAGGACGAGGAGCUGCCCCGCCUCCUCCACCUGUUCCCAGAGGUCGUGGUGUUGGACCACCUCGAGGGGCUUUGGUUCGUGGGACCCCAGUGAGAGGUUCCAUUACCAGAGGUGCUACUGUGACUCGAGGAGUGCCACCCCCACCCACUGUGAGAGGUGCCCCAACACCAAGAGCUAGGACCGCAGGCAUCCAGAGAAUACCUUUACCUCCACCACCUGCACCAGAAACUUACGAAGACUAUGGAUAUGAUGAUACAUAUGCAGAACAGAGUUAUGAAGGAUAUGAAGGCUAUUACAGCCAGAGCCAAGGGGAGUCAGAAUAUUAUGACUAUGGACAUGGGGAGGUUCAAGAUUCUUACGAAGCUUAUGGACAAGAUGACUGGAAUGGGACCAGGCCAUCACUGAAGGCCCCCCCAGCUAGGCCAGUGAAGGGAUCAUACAGAGAGCACCCAUAUGGACGUUAUUAGAAACAAACAGGAGGGGAAAAUAUCAGUUAUGAGCAAAGUUGUUACUGAUUUCUUGUAUCCCAGGAUUCCUGUUGCUUUACCCACAACAGACAAGUAAUUGUCUAAGUGUUUUUCUUCGUGGUCCCUUUCUUUUCCCCACCUUCCUCCAUUCUUAACUCUGCAUUCUGGCUUCUGUAUGUAGUAUUUUAAAAUGAGUUAAAAUAGAUUUAGGAUAUUGAAUUAAUUUUUUAAGUGUGUAGAUGCUUUUUUCUUUGUUGUUUAAAUAUAAACAGUGUACCUUUUAUAAUAAAAAAAGAAGUUGAGUAAAAAAAAAACACAAACAUGUUAGUUUCAAAAGUGGCAUUGCUUGCUUAAAGGUUCUGAAGUAAAGGCUUGUUAACUUUUUCUUAGUUUUGAUUUGAGGCACCCCCGUAAAGUCAUAGUUGCAGAAUCCCAAACUAGGCUACAUUUCAAAAUUCAGGGCUGCUUAAGAUGUAAAAUCACAAUGUUAACGGCAGUAGGCACCACCAUGUAAAAGUGAGCUCAGACGUCUCUAAAACAUUUCCUUUAAAAGCACAUGGCGGUUGAAUCUUAAGGUUAAAUUUUAAUACGAAAGAUCCUCAUGAAAUAAAUAGUUGAUGCAAUUUUUAACGUUAAUUGACUUAAAACAACAACAAAAUUAGGUUUGUAAAACUGACUUUUUCUUUACGUGGGUUUUGAAAUCUAGCCCCAGACAUACAGUGUUGAGAGAUACUUAGUGGGGGGAGGGGUAGAGAUUGACUAAGAAUGAUGGGGAAGAGGAGCUGGCCACCUAAAUGGAAUUUGAUGGAGUACUUUUUAGCCACAAUCUUUUCAGUAAUAGUACUGAUAAUCAAAUUUUCAGUAUUUAAGAUGUCAGAGUAUUUUGUCCAUUUGAGAGUCUGCACUCCAUGAAAAACUCACUUGGACACUGGGGCCAAAAGCUGAUGAUGUUCAUUAAAUUGACCGUUGUCAAUUUUGAGCUGUUCCCAAGGUAGUCAAGUAUGUCUCAACACUAGCAUGAUAUAAAAAGGGACACUGCAGCUGAAUGAAAAAGGAAUCAAAAUCCACUUUGUACAUAAGUUAAAGUCCUAAUGGAUUUGUACCGUCCUCCCAUUUUGUUCUCGGAAGAUUAAAUGAUACAUGUGUUAAGUCUGCCUAAAUAGGUAGCUUAAACUUAUGUCAAAAUGUCUGCAGCAGUUUGUCAAUAAAGUUUAGUCCUUUUUUAAUCAAAGUAAAUGUGAUGAAUUGUCAUUUUUGGGGGUGGACAAUAAAAUAGUUUUCUCUUUCACAUAAACUUAAAUUAACUCUAAAGUUAAUGGGCUUGUUAAAAGUUGGAGACAUUCUUAAAAGUGGUGGUGGGGAUUUUGUUUUUUAAGUUUACCAAAAAAAAGUUUAUGAGUUGUUAAGUUUUAGUUUAAAAAGAACCAAAGCUUUUUCACCCCCUGGAAGUUGUUGAAAGCAGUUUUAUCCAAUCCUAUCACAAAAUUAAUUUUUAGAAAAACCCAACUGACUAAAUCACAGAUUGGUUUUCAUGUAAAGGUACUUUAAGUGCCAGCCACCCUAGCUUGCACCUUCUGUAGAACCCUUAGGUGGCCUUAAAAAAUGACACCAAAUCUCUGGGCGCAGAUAUUGAUUUCACUUGCAUUCAGAUACACAAUUCAGUAAAACCUGGGUGCCCUUGAGGGUUUCCCUUCCAAUUCUAGAGAUGCUGUCAACAAUUCAGCUGGCUCGGGGCAGGAGCUGGUAGAGUAGGCUGGUCCUAAACUCCUUCCCACAAGACUGCAUGUAAGAAAAUGGAAUUGGUUGGCUCUGUUUCACUCUCAAUUCCCAGGGACCUCAUUCCUUCCCUAGGAGCCACAUAAACUGCUCGGGGGUGAAAAAUCCUGUGUCAAGUGCCAAGCUGCCUGUAGCAGUGCAUGAUGGGCAUUUUUGUUUCUUUAAAACACACCAACAAAAAAUGUAUUUAUAGAUUGUGAUAAAGUGUAAAUAACUGAAUUUUCAACCAUGGUUUGAAGUCAGCUUUCAGGGCAUUAUGUCUUGUUUUGAUGAAAAGAGAUCACUCUAUACCCCCCUUUUUAAAGGAAAAUUAUCGCAAGAGAAUCAGGAUGUGUAAAGCUAACAUGCAUCGCAAAAAACCAAAGGUAACCUAAAUGUCUGAUUUUAAUAGCACAUAUUUCUCUUUUAUAUAAACUGUGACAGCAACUUGCAUAAACAAUUCUUUAGUUGUUAAUUUUAAUGUUAAAACUUUGCAAAAAUUGUUUAAAAAUAGCUGUAAAAAGAAAAACCAUAUGCUGCCACAUAAAUUCUCCAUAACUCUUAAUAAUCCUGCCCAUCACAAGUGAACUGUAAUGUAACCUGGGCACAAAUUCUGACAUCUUAAAUGACACAGUGUAAAAUUUCAAUGACUAUAGAUGAGAAGACCUGCUGCACCCCAGAGUAAAGCUUUCUGCUCAGCUGUUUUAAAAUAUAUAAGGAUGAGCCCCCUAAGACACCAUAUCUAUUUACAGUGCAAUGUUAUUUGAAUUUUCUGAAAAGUUGCAUGUUUCUUUCCUGUAAUGUGUAAACUGCAUGCAGGAUCUCUCUCUGAUUUUGUAUGUCUUUACAGCUUCUAAAGACUCAUCCCUGAUUUCUCAAUUUUCAGGUAACUGAAAAUUCCUGAGGCUUUUCCUGGAAUAGAAUGGGUAUCGAAGACCCAUGUCAGGUAUGUUAAGGUGGUUUUCAUUGAGGAUGGUAGAUGUGUCGUAAUGGCAAAGCAGUAGUGCUAGGAGGUUAACAGGUCGGUCUUUCCUAAACUCGCUUCUACCAUACUAAUCACACUUCUGUGUCAGCUUACCGAACUUCAAUGGGUAUGUGUGAUAGUUAAGACCAGCCCGUGUCCAGGUGGUGGUGCACACCUUUAAUCCCAGCCUUCUGGAGGCAGAGGCAGGCGGAUCUCUGAGUUUGAGGCCAGCCUGGUCUACAGAACCACCCGAGUGUGGGGAUCAAAGGCAUGCACCACCAUGCCCGGCAUUUGUAUAACUAAGUCCUCCUUGUAUCAUCAAUCAACUCUACAUGCAAAAGAAAAAAAAAGAAAAAAGAAAAAGAAAAAAAAAAGAAACUAUCAACUCUACAUGGGGAAAAAAAAAAGAAACUAAGCCUGGCGGUGGUGGUGCACGCCUUUAAUCCCAGCACUCGGGAGGCAGAGGCAGGAGGACCUCUGAGUUCAAAGCCAGCCUGGUCUACAAGAGCAAGUUCCAGGACAGGCACCAAAAACUACAGAGAAACCCUGUCUCGAAAAUAAAAUUAAAAAAAAAAUAAAAGAAAAGAAACUGAAAUUUGUGGCAACCUAUUCAGUGUUACACAAAAUAAAUAUUAGUGUUCUUUUCUUUAGAAUCCUUUUUAAUUCUGCUUUAACUCUAAUUGGCAGAGUUGAGGACUUUUGGCCUUCCUGUUGCUUGAAGUCAUUGAGGCGCUAGCUACCUUAGUUUUCCCUUUGUUUCUGAAUCAUUUGUUAAGAGUGUUAUUGAGAAGAAAGCUUCUAGCUAGGCAAACCAAAGGUAUGUCUGGAUCCUUGAGAGUGAAGCUUGGCUUCUUGGUGCUGUUUCCUCCAAACCCUAUCUCCGUGCUGGUAUUUUCUGAUAUCUGGAUACUUACGAAGGGCAACAAAUACAAAAUGUUGUUCUGAACACCCUGAAGUUUGAAGUUCGUCAUGUACUGGCCUGGAAUUUAGAUGAGGAAUCCCUAAUUCAAAGAGUUCAAGGGCUAGAGGGGUGGCUCAGAAAAGGUCUGGUUCUGGUUGCUAACAUCCACAUGGUAGUUCACAGCCAUCUGAAACUCCACUUCGAAGGGAUCUGAGUCUCUCUUAACCACCAUGGGCACCAGAAGCACGAGCAGUGCAUAUAUACAUGUAGCCAAAAUGCGUAUUAAAUUUAAAAAUCUUAAGACAGCAUAUGUUUGAAGAGUUACUUACAGUAGUGGUUGACCCCAAAUUGUCCUCAUUACCAAAGGCUGAACCCAGCAUAGAUAACAGCUUUCUCAAAGCUGCAUAAGAUUCUCCUUUUCAUGCUCUUUAAAUUGGUAUAUCUGGGAAAGAAUUACAGCUGGCAGGAAUGCACUGGAAGGAAUGACUGAGGUCUCAGGUGUGUAUCUCCUGACCUCCCACCCCCUCUUCCUUUUAGGAUGACUGUUAAGUCUGAAGUUAGGGUGCUCACAAGUGUUUGCAGUUGCUUCUGAUUAUGAUGGUGAUAGCAGGUAGACUUCCAGAACACCUUGAUGUUAUCAUGUACUCCAUGUGCACACCCACACUUUGUAUUUGAACUGGGGUAUAGUCAGCAGUUGAGUGCCCUAGAUUUUGACUCCCGGUACCAUCAGGAAUUAGAGCUGGGCAUGAUGGCACACACACUUGGGAGGCUGUGUCAGAAGAAUCACAAAUUCCAGGCCAGCCUGAAUUAUUAAGGAAAGGUGAAUGUCAAGAUGGGUAGAUGCAGCCAAACCUGCUGAGUAAUUUAAUCCCACAUGGUAGUAGAGAACAAACUCUUGCAAGUUGUCCUUUAACCUCCAUAUGUGUGAUAGUCUGUAAGCAUCCACAUAACACAAUAACUAGUUAGGUGUAAUACUUUUCUGAGUUAGAAGGGGAAAGUGAAAAGAGCAGAGUGAGUGAGUUUGGCUAAGGGAGAAGAUAACUUCUGUUGAAGUAGCUCUCUAGAAGUUCUAUAUUUAUUUUUUCCCCUGGAGACAGGGUUUCUGUGUGUUCCCUGGCUUGUCUUAGAACUCAGUGUGUAGACCAGGUUGGUUUUGAAUUCACAGAGAUCUUCCUGCCUCUGCCUCCAGAGUGCUGGGGUUAAAGACGUGCUCUGUGAAAAAUUCAAAUUUAGCCUGGCGAUGGUGGCGCACGCCUUUAAUCCAAGCACUCGGGAGGCAGAGGCAGGCGGAUCUCUGUGAGUUCGAGACCAGCCUGGUCUACAGAGCUAGUUCCAGGACAGGCUCCAAAGCCACAGAGAAACCCUGUCUCGAAAAACCAAAAAAAAAAAAAAAUUCAAAUUUAAAUGCAGGUGGUUCUUUGGGACCAGCCUGGGCUUCAGAGCCAGGACCAGGACAGCCAAAAAACUCAAAACUGCAAACAGCCAAGCAGUGGUGGCACAUACCUUUAAUAUCACCGCUUGCGAGGCCAAGGCAGGUGAGUCCAAGGUCAGCCUGGUCUACAGGGUGAGUUCCAGGACAGCCAGGGCUACACAGAGAAACUCUGACUGGUGGGGCGAGGGGAGGGCUGCAAAGAAGCAACUGCUUUGUAAGUGACAGAAUCGUCCCCUUUACAUGACAUGUAUGUAACAUUUCUGAAGUCAGGCCUUGGUCACCACUGUUUGCCCUGGUUUUUCCAGUGAAGCAGAGACCAUCUCACUAAUGUAUGUCUAUGGAGGUUUUAGGACAGCUUGGUAGAGUUGGCUCUUUCUCCUACCUAUACAUGGGUUCAUGGGAUUGAACUCAAGUCACCAGCCUUGCACUGCAGACACCUUUACCCACUGAGCCAUCUCACUGGCUCCCUAAUUUCUUUAGGACUGAGUAUUUAGAGCCACACCUGUUUGACAGUUAUGCUAGAAAGGUAGGGAGAAGGAGAAGCCUUAAAGUGCUACCACGUUAGUCUGGCGAUUGUGCCGCACCUUUAAUUCCAGCACUCGGGAGGCAGAGGGAGGUGGAUCUCUGAGUUUGAGGUUAGCCUGGUAUACAAGAGCUAGUUUCAGGACAGGCUUCAAAGCUAGAGAAACCCUGUCUCAAAAAAAAAAAAAAAAAAAAAAGUGGAGACUACAAGGGAUGGAUCCUCUUUCCGUCAUCUUGCCUGAAGUCAUUUUUGCUCCUCGUUUACAAGGAGAAUCUUUUCUCUCCCACCAGGUAUUUGUGUUGAGUAAGGGUGGGAUCUUUGCCCUUGGUCAUAUGUCUGUAGUCUCCUAGUGUUCUGUGCUUUUUGUUUACUUGUGAGUGAGAAGCCAAACUUUAUUUUCAUGUAUCCCAGGCUAACCUUGAACUUCUGAUCCUCCUAUUUCAACCUCCCAAGUGCCAGGUAUUUAGUGCUGGUGUUUGAACUCAGGGCCUCAUGCAUGCUAGGCAGCCUCACCUCCUGUCUAAAACUCUUUAAGGACCUGAGGUUUAGAUGAUUUUUUUUUUUUUUUUUUUUUUUUUUUUUUUUGAGCCAGGGUUUUACUAGCCUUGACCUGGAACUCACUAAAUAAACCAGUCUGGCCUCAUUCAUAGCGAUUUGCCUGCCUCUGCCUCCCAGUUGCUGGGCUUAUAGGCAUGUGCUACCACAUCUGUCACUUACGUCAGAGUUCUUGAGUCUCUUCUAAUAGAAACUAUAGAUUAUUAAAGCUUUGUUCAACUACUGAGUAGAAGAGUUUUCUGCCUCAUUAUCAUCAUCAUUAUUAUUGUUAUUUUGAUUUUUUUUGAGACAAGGUCUCACUAUGUAGCCCUGGCUGUUCUGGAACUCAUGUAGACCAGGCUAGCCUCACAGAGAUCCACCUACCCCUGCCUUCUGACAGAUCUAAAAUCAUGCGCCACUAGGCCUGGCCUCUUCCUCCAUUUGAAAUUUUCAAUUCUGCUAAUUGCUGGGAGUAUAUAUCAGCAUCCCAUAUAGUUUUCACAAUUGACAGUGUGAGGCUAGGAUUAUUACUAAUAGAUAGCAUGCCACAUUAUACGAUGCUAGUCGAACCUUCUUCCAGGUGGAGUGGUUUAGAGGAUGACAGCAUUGAAGAGCUAAAGCCCAAGUUGAAAGGCCCCUGCUUCACUGUUGUGUGCCGACUCUUGUAAUUUGAGUAGUAACAAAAUCGAUCAGUUUCCUGAAAGGUGCUCCCAACCUUGGGGCUUUAGAAUUCAUGCUUCUGACUUUGCUUCUAGAUUCCCGAAGUUAAAAGAUUUGAAUUCUUACAACUCUGUAGACUCAAAAAUACUCUUGCAUGGCCAGAUUAAUAGUCAUUGCAUGCUAACGCUAGCCCACAUCUGAUGAAUAUUUAAUAGCGUCUGCCAGGCAGGCUGGAAACAGCUGUAUGAGACAGCAGCUGUUGGGGGGAAGGGAAGAACUGCACUGCACCGCCUAAUUACCCAUUCUUUUGUUUCCAGGCUCAUAGAGAAACCUGUCUUUCCUAGGCCGUUCAGCAGCAAGGUGUUGUGGUGGUUAACACUGCAUUCUGGACCAGUUGGGGGCAAUUAACAAUUUUCCAUACCCUGAACUGAUGAAGUCUUCUUUAGUAUUUAGAGUCAAGUAUACAUUCUCAUCCAGCACUUUGCUAGCUGCAUCUCUCCUACAGGAGAAAGGCUUUUUGUGCUAUCUUAACAGCUGUAAUCCCUAGCACUCACCAGACAGAGCAAGAGACGAAAGGCCAACAUUUACUACAUAGCAGGACCCUGUCUAUAUAUAGACAGAUACACUAACAGACUUGAAUUUCAUAGGUAGGAAGAGUGUAAAUAAAUAGCCAGGCAUGGUAGUACAUGCCUGUGAUCCCAGCACUCAAGAGAUAGAGGCAGUAGAUCAAACAGUCAAGGGUUGCCUUCAUUAUGUAGGUAAUUUAAGUUCAGCCUAGGCUGCAGAAUGAGACCUUGUUUUAAACAAAUUUUCCCCUGGAAAAAUCCAUAGUCUUGGCUUCUAGUCUGAAAAGCAAAUUCCAGGACAGCCAGGACUGUUAAACAAAGAAACCCUGUCACAAGAAAAACAAGAAAAGCCGGGCGGUGGUGGCGCACGCUUUUAAUCCCAGUACUCGGGAGGCAAAGGCAGGCGGAUCUCUGAGUUCGAGACCAGCCUGGUCUACAAGAGCUAGUUCCAGGACAUGCUCCAAAACCACAGAGAAACCCUGUCUCAAAAAAACAAAAAACAAAAACAAAAAAAAAAAAAACAAGAAAAAGGAAAAAGCAGUAGCUGGGCUGGAGAGGUAGCUCAGCUUUGGUUUCCAGCAGUCAUGUGCACCAGCUCGCAGCCACUUAACAGCUCUGACACUGGGGAAUUCCAUGUCUCUGACCUCCAAAAACAUCUGCUCUCGGGAGCAUGUGCACCCUCACAUAUACAUAUAAUUUUAAAAAUAUUGAGGACUUUUUCAUAACAUCAGGUCCCUGCCCUGUGUCCUCUGUGGCUGAUCCUGGGUUUCAGGGACAGGGUUGAACUCGUCCAUGAGGCAGAUGAGAUGGACUCUUGGACCUAAAGUUGAACUUUCUCUUUUUCUUCCAAGAGUUUUAAAAUCAGCUUUUUCUUUUUGAGGGGGUGGGGUGGGGAGUUAAGGCAGGGUUUCUCUUUUACUUUGGAGCUUAUCUUGGAACUUGCUGUGUAGACCAGGCUGGCUUCAAACUCAGAGAUCCGCCUGCCUCUGCUUCCCAAGUGCUGAGAUUAAAGGUGUGCGCCACCACCAGCCAAAUUCAAGCUUUUUCAUGUCAAGGGAACCAAAGCAUUUUCCUAUUUAGAAAGCUGGAAAUGUUGGAGCGUGGUAGAGCAUGUAUAACCUAAAUCUCAGCACUAUGGAGAUAGAAACAUACAUAUCUCUGAGUUCAAGGCCAAGCCUGUUGUUCUACGUAGUGAGGUCCCAGUUGGGGACUCUGUCAAAAAUAAAUAAACAUGAAAGCAAAGUUAAGGCCUCAGAGGUUUAGUUCAUUUUUCUCCAGAUCACUCUGCUUACUCAUAUUCAAGGCUUAAGACAUUACCUGACUGGCUGGAGGGAUGCUCACCUGUUAAGAGCACUUCCAGAGAUCGUGAGUUCAAUUUCUAGCACCCAUAUGGCAGCCCACAGUCAUCUAUAACUGUAGUCCCAUGGGAUCCGAUGCCCUCAUCUGAUGUGCAAAUUUACUCGUAUAAAUAAAUAGUAUUUAGACAAAUCACUCGUAUACAUAAAUAGAUAAAUCUUAAAAAGAAAGCUCACAGGGACUGUGUAUUUUUGUCUUCUGCCCAUCUGUGUGCACCUAGGAACCUGCCUGCUGAAUGCAACAACUGGAGUUGAGCUACGGAAAUGGAUGAUUGUAAGGGACGAAGCCAGACCAGAUGAAGGCUGAGAAAAACCCCCAUCAGCCUCAAGUUUCUUAAUUUUCCACUUUGUGUCUUUACAGUGUCAGAGGACCCUGAAUACCAGGAGCUACCCGCUGUAUCAAGGCUGGCCUGGGCAUUUGCUGAAACAUAGAAACUGAAGAGAGGAGAUCAACAAUUGUUUCACCCUACCUCUUGAUCUGAUUUACUCACAGAAAACGAGCCAGGAUCUUAGGUGUCUUUAGGCCCAGAAUGGAGUCCUCAGGGCUUCUGAAGACUCAUUGCUAACAAUUCCUCCUCAAAACAUUUUAGUAAGAGGGGCUGGGGCUGUAUUCAGUAGUUGAAUAUUUCACUAGCAUAUAUGGAAGACCUGAGUUCAUUUUUCAUCACCUCAAAAACAUUUUUAAAAGGCUUUUAAAGAAUUGAGAUGGAGCCAGGCAUGGUGGCAUACACCUUUAAUUCCCAAACUCAGGAAGCAAAGGCAGGCACAUCCCUGAAGCCAGCCUGGUCUGCAGAGCAAGUUAACAAGAUAGCCAGGACUACAUAGAAAAACAAGAUUUUUCUAUGUAGGGUGGGAAACAACAAAAAAGGACUGAAUCUCUGACAUGUCCCUCCAGGUCGAAACACACUCGGCUCCUUAUGCCACCUAUGCACCUUACUGCUUCGUGUGUCCCUGUCCUGUCCCGUGUCAUGCCCACCACCCCUCAUACAUACACACACCACACAGGUUUGUUGGAACCUUCAGCCUGGGAGCCCUUAGACAUUUCUAGAGGACUCCCAGGCAAGAUAGUCGCUGCCUCUGAAACAUUUUAAGGAAAGUCAAGAAUCAUUUACUUUGGACAAAUUGAUCAAAUUCUGAGCCUUAUCUAUCCUUUGUUGUUAGAACUUGUCCAAGAAGUUCUUGAAGGAUGGGGCUGUUCUGCUUCACCUUUGUAUGACAUUUCUCAAGUAUCUGUCCCUGCAUGAGGAGUUCAAUAAAGGUUUGGUCAAGUGA